AUGGCUUUGGCGAUCCCAUAUGCUUUCAAGAACACAAUACACAAGCUGUGCUGCUGGCACAUUAUGAAGAAGUACAGGGAACACCUUGCGUACCUGUACAACCUGCACGAAGACUUUAAGGAUGAAUUCACAUCAAUCCUCAACUGGCCCCUCAUGCCAACUGAGUUUGAGGUUGCCUGGAAAAGACUCAUGGAUAAGUACAACCUCCAUGAUGAUGCCACGAUGGUGGCCAUGUGGAACGAGCAUGAGAGAUGGGUAUCAGCCUACUACAAAGAAAUUUUCUGCGCCAAAAUGACAUCCACACAACGAAGUGAGAGCAUGAACUAUGUGCUCAAGAGGAACUUCGUAAGUGAGAGACAAAACCUCCAAUGGUUUGUCAGCCAGGUAAACUCCUGCGUCAAAACCAGGAGGCAGACAGAGAACCAGGAGACAAUGGAGACGGAAGAGCCCACAAAUUACCUCGUGCGCUACAAGAAGACGCAAAAACUGUCUGCGUGGGCUCAGCACGCGUUCCAGGUGGUUGCAGACCCCGUGGGAGAAAUAUAUACCUGCGAGUGCAAGCUAUGGGACCACACAGGUAUUUUCUGCGUGCAUGUCGUGUGCAUGAUGCAGACAAUCAAGGCUGACGGGGUUCCAGAGAAAUACAUCCUUAGGAUAUACACCAAACGCCCGAACAUCCAGCCAAGAUUCAACAUAAAUGACUUGAGGGCAGCAGCGUCAAACAAGGCCUCCCAAAUACUGCAUUGA
This is a messenger RNA of Aegilops tauschii subsp. strangulata, 747 nucleotides long. RefSeq names its product protein FAR1-RELATED SEQUENCE 5-like. Gene Ontology annotation, biological process: regulation of DNA-templated transcription. Lineage: Eukaryota; Viridiplantae; Streptophyta; Magnoliopsida; Poales; Poaceae. The record is from RefSeq and is a predicted model, not a curated record. Gene Ontology annotation, molecular function: zinc ion binding.